Messenger RNA from Eremomyces bilateralis CBS 781.70, 1267 nucleotides. RefSeq lists its product as uncharacterized. NCBI's taxonomy places the organism in Eukaryota, Fungi, Ascomycota, Dothideomycetes, Eremomycetales, Eremomycetaceae. The record is from RefSeq and is a predicted model, not a curated record. The transcript has 4 exons. The coding region runs from base 100 to 1020 and encodes 306 amino acids.
GGAGCACUUAGUUGCGGGUACCUUCAAUUAUGAGACGACAAAGGCCCUUCUACCUUUAGUCCAUUACUUGACCCUAGUGACUCCUUGCGAACGCUUGAAAUGCCGCCUUCAAUACCUGUUUCCACCGCAUCGCGGUUCUCCCGCCGACCAUUCCGUUCAACUUCCAUUCGAUAUUUCAGCCAUGGACCGAGUCUACGAGCAAUGGCGCAAAUGGCGCAGCUGGACGUAAAGAUGCCGGCGGAUAAAUCACCAACGGUCCAAAGAAAGUCGGCAAUGCGAGCAGGCCAUGGCUUGGAGAACAAAGAUUUUGGGUUGAUCUCAGGGACCUUUAUUCCACCUACAGGCCAUAACCGACCGGUUUGGUCUCGCGAACUGAAAGUUUGGGCCAAAAUGCAAUGGCUUCGAACCUGGAGCAGUGUGGAGGGCUGGGGCCGGCUCAAAUUCAUGACAUGGUUUGGGGCUGCUAAGCAUCUGAAACCCAAAUUGGACAGUCGUAAACGAAAACUCAAAGUGAUCGCUCGAGAUCUUCAUCAUUUCAUGCAUGUUGCAUUUGCAGAGGGGAAUAAGCCUGCGAUUGAGAAAUAUACAACCGAAGCUCUUCGAUUAUCUCUCAACACGCGCCUGGGCAAUCGCAAGCCGACCGAGAUCCUCCACUGGAAUUCCGACUACAAGCGCCUCCAAGUUAUAUCCGACAAGGUGGCCGAGAUACCGCAUUUCAUCAAAACUGGGAAUAAAACCCGGGAUGUCAAUUUGGUCCGUCAGGUCAUUGUUCGAAUCGAAUCACGUCAGAAACUAUAUCGCGGGACGCCUGGGCCGUCCAGCAAACGGUACGUCGACACGACAAGUCCGAUAUGGGAGAAGCCUCGAGUCCGAGAUCAGAACGAAUAUGUGGUCAUCCAACAGAUGGUCCUACAUGGGAAAAUCCAUCCAUGGAGAUUAUGGGGAAUGGUGGAGGAGUCAAAUCCGGAUGGGACGAAUACAUUCACGCCCAAGAAGGGGGCACAGCUGAGGAGAAGAUAGGUCGCCUCCGAUCCAGUAUUGAGGGAGGCAAGCGAGAUAUCCAUACGGGGCGGUUCGCUUUUGGAAUUGCAAUACAUCGCGGGGGUGUAACACGGGUUUUCCUAGGGACAUGUGACGAUCUAGACGUCAAACACGGCGGCUCUAAACUUGGCACGGCCAAUUCAGCUGUAAGGCGAUUUGUACAAUAGAAUAUCAGUCUCAUUUUCGCUAUUGCGCAUGUACUGUCGUCCCGAGAUGUGUGUGUGUA